GUCGUAUUUAUCAAGCAGAUGAACUGAAUAAAUAAAAUGGAUGCUCAUAGAUAAAAGAGGUUCCUUUAAAUUGGGAAGCUUCAUAUGAAUAACCAUUCAUUAUUGUGCGAGAGCUUCAAGUUAUCAUCAUGGAGAAGUCAAUGAACUUUCUUUUGGUAGCAGUUUUCUGCGUCAUCGCAAUUCAUUGUAUAGAAGGACACCUUUACUUCGGAAGUUGUCCAGAACUUUUAACAGCAGAGAACUUCAAAGUUUCAGAUAUAGAAGGGACAUGGUACGAGAUCGAGGCUCUGGGCUCUUUCAUUGAGAGAAGAUUCACAAAAUGUAAUUCACCCAAAUUUAUCACAAAAUCGGAAGACAAAGUCAAUGUGGAAUAUUCAAGAGUUUCGUGGCCCGCUGGUCGCAUUGUAAGUAAAGGAUUUGGAAAAGUUCUAAAAGAUGGACAGUUGGAAUUAUUCUUCAGUCUUCCAGGAGUGGGAAUGCAGAGCUUCCAAUACCAUAUUUUGGCAAUUGAAAAGGACAGCUAUGCGGUCGCAUGGAGCUGUACCCAACUUCCACUAAUGCAUAUGCAAAAAGCUUGGAUUUUAUCACGCAAUACCUCGCUGGAUAAUGCAACACUGGACAAAGUUCAUGACAUUGUAGAGUUCAAUGGUCUGAACAGGAACUCCUUUGUGAAAGUGAAGCAGACUAAUUGUCAAACAGGGACAAAUGAAGAUGAAGAGAACUUGAUUGAGGAUGAAGAUCUGGGAUCAGCUAUUGAGAACGUAAUGGAGAGAUAGGUGAUCUACAGCCAUGUAACAUAUCAACUGAGUAACAUAUUUUUUAUUUUAUAAUUAUUGUCAAGAUGAACUAGUGCUCUGAAAAUCUAAAUUUCCCCAAUUCAAGUAGAAUGGAUGAAUAAUCAAUUUUAUUUGAGCACAAAUCAAUAUUGUUAUAUUUUAUAUAAUAAAAAAAACAUUAUCAAAGUCAUUUAAUUUUGAUAUUUCUAUUUUUCAUGAUUCCUAUUUAAAAUUGCAUACCAUAGAUGCAAUCAUACAUCUAAACGAAAUAUGAUAAGAUAAAUUAUGAUAAUACAGUUAUAUCCGUCACGUGAGAAGUAGAGAGGACUCUCCAAGUCCAAACUCCGCCUAGUAAAUAAUAUUUUGAUUUUAAUUUUAUUUUUUAUUUGAUAAUUGUAUGAUAAGGGAGGCAAGAUGCCAAACAAAAUACAAACUAUGAUGAGGCAGAACAAUUUAUGAAUUUUUCGAAAUCAAAACACGAAACAUUGAUCAUAUUGAAGUGUUAUCUGUUCUUCUAAUGUAAUCUAAUUUAGACACUUUCCAGGGCAUUUUCAGUGAAUAGGUUCUAGCUUGAGAUUCAUUGAAAUAUUAAAGCCUUUUCUUCACUUGA
This is a messenger RNA of Nilaparvata lugens (brown planthopper), 1386 nucleotides long. Its product is annotated as apolipoprotein D. Bases 129 to 776 code for a protein of 215 amino acids. Lineage: Eukaryota; Metazoa; Arthropoda; Insecta; Hemiptera; Delphacidae. Gene Ontology annotation, molecular function: pigment binding. The transcript is spliced from 6 exons. The record is from RefSeq and is a predicted model, not a curated record.